Molecule: messenger RNA, 1621 nt
Organism: Xyrauchen texanus (razorback sucker)
Lineage: Eukaryota; Metazoa; Chordata; Actinopteri; Cypriniformes; Catostomidae
Product: sphingolipid delta(4)-desaturase/C4-monooxygenase DES2-like
Exons: 3
Coding region: 40-1008 (322 amino acids)
Biological process (GO): sphinganine metabolic process; ceramide biosynthetic process
Cellular component (GO): membrane
Molecular function (GO): sphingolipid delta-4 desaturase activity
Source: RefSeq, a predicted model, not a curated record
GAUCAUUACACCGGCGGCACACGGUCACAGAGGUGUAAAAUGGGCAAAGCAGGUGGACGCUGGGAAUUUGAAUGGGUCUACAAUGAGCAACCGCAUACAUGGAGAAGAAAAGAAAUAUUAGCAAAGUAUCCAGAAAUCAAGUCUUUGAUGGGUCAUGACCCCCAGCUAAAAUGGGUCGUGUCCGGAAUGGUAAUCACCCAGCUCUUGGCAUGUUACAUGGUCCAUGACCUCUCUUGGAAGUGGGUGUUGUUUUGGGCAUAUGCGUUUGGUGGCUGCAUUAACCACUCUCUGACCCUAGCCAUCCAUGACAUUUCACACAAUGUGGCCUUUGGCAACAAACAGGCACGCUGGAACCGCUGGUUUGCCAUGUUUGCCAAUCUACCCAUUGGCUUGCCUUAUUCAUCUUCUUUUAAGAAGUACCACAUUGACCACCAUCGGUAUCUUGGAGGAGACGGGUUGGAUGUGGAUAUUCCUACUGACUUUGAGGGCUGGUUUUUCUGCACCCCAAUGAGGAAGGUUAUCUGGCUUUUUCUCCAGCCUUUGUUCUAUGCACUCCGUCCUUUAAUUGUGAACCCCAAGUCCGUGACCAGGUUGGAGAUGACGAAUGCAGCAGUGCAGUUUGUGGUUGAUAUUGUCAUCUACUAUUUUUGGGGCCUCAAACCUAUAGUGUACCUCAUCUCUGGGUCUAUACUGGGCAUGGGUUUGCACCCCAUCUCUGGACACUUCAUCGCUGAACACUACAUGUUCACGAAAGGUCAUGAAACCUAUUCUUAUUACGGCCCCCUCAACUACAUAACCUUCAAUGUGGGAUACCAUAUGGAGCACCAUGACUUCCCCAGCAUUCCUGGUAGCAAACUACCUGAUGUCAAGAGAAUUGCAGCUGAGUACUAUGACUCACUCCCUCAACACACAUCCUGGAUACGAGUUCUGUGGGACUUUGUAUUUGAUGAUAGCAUUGGCCCCUAUGCCAGAAUCAAAAGACAUUACAAACUAGGCAAAAAUGAAUAAAUUUGGUAUUAGAUUAAUUGUCUAACCAAACAUAACACAAAGUAUUUAUACAACAUACAAGGCAACAAUUGAGACAUAAUUGGGCCUUUCAGGCCAUUUAGCUUUUGUAGGGGAACAAAAAUGUUCCCAUGGUGAUCAUGAAAAGGGCUAACAAAGAGUGAGCUGCACCUAAAAACCUCUUAAUUCAAUCUCAAGCAACUAUUACAUCAUAGAGCUCAAUACUUAUGGGAUGCAUUUGAAACAUCUUGCAUUCCCUGCACUCAGGGUCAUGUUGAUUCAUGAUCAAAAUGUUGUUUGUUUGUAUAAAAUCCAGUUAACCUUCUCAAUGUUUUCAUAUAUUCAUCCCUAAAUAAAACAUGCAACUUGUUAACAUGUUUUAGAUUUGUUCCCACGGUAUACACAUUAAACUAAAAGGGAAUCUUGCCAUCCAACUUUAUCCAAUGACUGUGACGCCCCACUGGGCGUACCUGAGGAAGGAAGUGCUGAGAUGACAUGUGUAUUUAAGAUGUCUUGAAAUGCUUUCAUCUGUGAUGCCCCUUUUGAAAAUGGUUUAAUUGUGUUUUGCACUGUUGCAUAAUUAGAAAACCAUUAUUAUUAAAAAAUUUAUAUUUUC